Molecule: messenger RNA, 2646 nt
Organism: Eruca vesicaria subsp. sativa (arugula)
Lineage: Eukaryota; Viridiplantae; Streptophyta; Magnoliopsida; Brassicales; Brassicaceae
Source: the annotation of a GenBank genome assembly
AUGAAGAAGCUCUUCUUCUUUAGGUCUUCGUCUGGUAAUGGAGCUGACAAACAGGCUCACUGCGAAAAAGCAGCAGAUGGUAAGAUGAAAACCCAAGCUAACACUCCGACUGAACAAGAGUUCAACAGUCCCAAGUCACACGGUGAGGCUUCUGGUGGUCCAUCUCUUAGACGAAGCCUUUCGUUGUCCUCAGCAGGUUUCACUUUUGAUAAGUUUGGAGAAGUUUCCACCAAUGAGCUAAGCCAGGAUAGGCGGCGGAAGCAAUCAUCUCGAUGUUUCACUCCAGAAAGACUAAUUAGAGAGAGGCAGUUUGAAGUCCAACAAGAUUCAUCUGGGAGUUCGUCAACUUGUUCUAGUAAUCUCUCUAGUAAAGUUCUGGACCGUUAUAUUGAUGGAGAGGAGCAUUUAGAACAGUGCAAGCAAAAGAGUUGUUCCUCACGCAGCGAUGUCUCUAGCAGCAUUAACCGAAGGAGGCUUCCACCCCGGGUCCACUGUACAGUCCCUACAUCUCCAUCAGACAAUCUCAAUGACAGAAGGAAGUCACACUCAUUUAGAGAAGCUAAAGGCACCCGCCAUCGUUUAUCUUCCACUGAUCGUGCGGACAACGGAUCAAGGCAUGGAUCACCACGUUCGCUUGCAAGAAAUGUCAUUGAAAGACUCUCUGAGACUCAUGGCAACUCAAAGGGGGCAAAUCAUGAACCCAUCACUAUUCAAGAUGUCUACGGUGGAUCCCGUGAUAGAACUUUUGACUCGAGCUCAGAUGUCACUGCUCAACGUUAUGAACCUGUUAACGAAUAUUAUGCGUAUGGCUAUGGAAAGCACCAGCAAAACCAUAUACAUGGUAAGAACAUGUAUAGGUGUAUGGAAGAGGAUGUUGACUCAGAGCUGGCAGUGAAAAUUAAAGAAGCUGAGAAGAGAAUGAAACUGUUCUCUGAAGAAAUGGAGCAGCAGAGAUGCCUUUCUGACUGUGAUUUUGAUGUCUCAUCUUUGGUUGGGGCGAUUAGAAAACUUGAAGAUGAAAGGCUCAAGUUGGCAUUUGAGAAUGUAAAUCUUUUGCGCUCCCAAAUGGCUGAGAGGGCUUCUGCCAGGGAAGAAAUGAGACUGGUGAAGUCAGAUUGGGACCUGAACAUACAGAGAAUAGAGAAAGAGCGGAGCGAGUUGCAGGCUGGAUUGGAGAAAGAGCUUGAUAGAAGGUCAGGCGAGUGGACUUCAAAGCUUGAAAAAUUCCAGCUAGAAGAGAGGAAGAUGCUAGCGCGUGUGAGAGAGCUUGCUGAGCAGAAUGUCUCACUUCAGAGAGAACUCUCAGCUUUCCAUGAAAAUGAGACAGAGAGCAAAGGCAUGAUAACACAUCUGGAGGGAAGAGUUGCAGAGCUGACCACGGCAGCAGAUGAAUUGCAUGAUGAGAACUCGUAUCUUAAGCAAACUCUCUCCCAGGUCAAAGAGAGCUAUGCAGGUGCUACAGAAGAUAAUGAUUUUUUAAGAAGGAACUUUGAAGAGAAGGAUCAAGAGUGCAAGGAGUUGCACAAAUCUGUUGCAAAUUUUCUGAGAACCUGCAAAGAACAAGAGAAGACAAUCGAGGGGCUUCGAGAUGGGGUUUCUGAGGAGAAUAAGAAGCAACCGUCGGAGAAGAUGGACCAGUUGGUGAAGAAGUUGCAGGUGGAGCAGAUAAGGUUGACAGGGAUCGAGCUUUCACUUAGAAAGGAAGUGGAAUCAAUGAAGAUUGAAACUGACUCUCUUCGCCAAGAGAAUAUCUGUCUGCUGAAUCGAUUGAAAGGAAAUGGCAAAGAGAUAGACAUUACAACGCUUAAGCUAGAGAAUGAGUUGAAGAUGCGUAUCAGCUGCUUGCAAGACCAAGGACUGCAAAUGUUAAAUGAGAGCAACCACCUGUGUUACAAGUUACUGAAGUUCAUCAAAGGGAAGCUAACUCAGGUUACUGAAACCUGUCAGGAUACAGGUUCGAUGAAGGAUGGGUUAAGCGAGCAGUUUAUGAUUGAAUCUGAAAUGAAAGUCCAUGGAAUAAGGCGUGGAACUGAAAACCUGAAGAGGAGUUUGCAAACAGUAACUAGUGUGGUGGCUUCAAAUUCAGAAUCAUCUUGUUCAAGUACUGAUAGGCCUAAGGAACAAAGAAACCAAUCAGUUGAAGAUAACCUUCGAGCAGAGCUUAGAGCUGAGACCCUAAUCACAAGUUUAUUACGGGAGAAACUGUAUUCCAAGGAACAAGAAAUUGAACAGCUGCAAGCAGAAGUAGCAGCAGCAGUACGAGGUAAUGAGAUUCUGAGAUGUGAGGUUCAAAACACUUUAGAUCACCUAUCAGUGAAGACACACGAACUAAAGGACCUCAAGCUCCAGAUGUUGAAGAAAGACGAAAACAUAAACCGGCUUGAGUUAAAUCUCCAGGAAGCUGCGAAAGACAUAACGAGCUUGAAAACAGUAUUACCUAAGGUUUCUGAUGAAAGAGACCAAAUAUGGAGAGAGUUAAGACAAUGCUGUGAGAAGAACAUGCUAUUGAGCUCAGAGAACGAGACGUUGAGAGUUACGAUAGAUAAAUUGGAGGAGAGAGUUUUAGAGAAAGAAGGAGAGAUCACAAUACUACAAGACACAAUCGGAAGCAAGCAUCGCAACAUCUUCUCAAGUCCUGAUUUUUAG